AUGGCCCUCAUACCUCUCCUCAUCCUCUCCCUCGCCAUCCGCACGGCCACCGCGGACUUGUCGGAGCCACCAAAACCGGCGUCAGAAAAAGUCACCGAUGUGGGUGUCGAGGGCAUCGUCUACUGCCAAACCUGCCAACAAUACGGGACUUGGAACGUAGGUAAGGCCAAGCCCAUCCAGUCGGCCAUUGCUAGUGUUAUCUGCAAGGAUCACAGAAAUCGAGUCAGUUACUACAAGGCAUUCAAAACAGACAAAAACGGCUACUUUUACGGAGAGCUAAAGGGUUUCAAAAUGACACACUCUUUCUUGGACCACCCUUUGCAUUCAUGCAAGGUCAAACUAGUUUCUUCGCCUCUUGCGAACUGUAACCUCCUCACGAAUGUGAAUUACGGUCUCUAUGGGGCACCAUUACGUUACGAGGGCAAGAGAAUUGUCGGGCCAAACUAUGAGGCCGUGGUGUAUGCUGCGGGCCCGUUGGCUUUUCGCCCGGGGAAUUGUGUUCCGAAGGAAGGGGAAAGCCUGAGUUGA
This is a messenger RNA of Striga hermonthica, 528 nucleotides long. The record is from the annotation of a GenBank genome assembly. NCBI's taxonomy places the organism in Eukaryota, Viridiplantae, Streptophyta, Magnoliopsida, Lamiales, Orobanchaceae.